GUUGGUGAUGGGGAAUGCGGCGGGGGGAAUAGAGCAGGCAGAUGGCCGGGAGGCCAAGCACUCUGUGGGGUCAGGAACGGGCCUGAGUGUCCCCACCCCGACCCUGCAGAAGAAGCAGCCUGCUCCCCCCAAGCUGCCCGUGCCCCCAGAGGAGGAGCUGGAGGAGCGCUUCAGUGUGGUUCUGGUGAGUGGCAGGACAGGAGGGGAGACACACAUCAUGCAUAUCAACACACAGAAAUACAGGCACAUCACACAGGAAUUUAGUUGCAUCACACACCUACUGUAUGUAUUGCACUGAUAUCUAAAGUAACAGGUAAAAUCACUCACUUAAAUAUGCUGGGUGCCAAAUGUCUGAGAGAAAAUACAUUCAGUUUUACAUUUGAAUUCAGUCAAGGUAAUUCUGGUUAAUGUUAAAAAACAAUGCAGUCUCUCUCACUGCAGCCAGUCAUGUUAGUAAAGAGAGUUGACAUUUUGUUGGCCUCAAUCCCAUCCAAAAGCUCACGUCCUCUUUUAGAUAUUUUGAAAUCGGCCUCUCUGCUCAGCCUGUGUUCAAAUGAUCUCAUAGACCUUCGACUGCAGUCUGCACUCUUAGAGGAACUGGAGACACCAUGAAGGCAAGGUGCUGGAUUGGGCAAUAUAUUUUGAAUGAAUGAGACCACAAGACUAAGACAGGAAGGCAAAUGUUUCUCUAAUAUUUCAACAUGUCAUUUCCCAUCAGUUAACAGCUAUGUAGGACAACAUAAUGCGAUCAAUCCAAUACUAGAAGAAUGGGUUUUUUUUAACAAAAGAAGCAGGACAUCUCAGGGGAACAAGGCCUUAUCUAUAGAAAAUAUUAGUCAAUCAUGAGUAGCGCAAGCAGUGUGAAUCGCACAUUUAGAUAAACAUCUAAUAAAUGUGAUGCCAAACCUAUUAGGCACUAGAUAUGGAGACACACGAAAGACGUGACAACAUGACAGUAAAACUAUCUUUCCAUGCAUACACCUUCACCUUCUUUGACUUUUAGGUCUGAUGCAUGUGGGCUGUCUAUGUAGUGUGAUAACUAUUAGCUAAUAUGUGUGUGGUAAAUACCCUUAAUUAGCCUACGCCAUUUCAUGCCCACUGUCCUCUCUACCGGCCUGCUCUAUCAGAGCAUGACUUGACUUCCUCUUUCUUUCAACAGUGAAUGCUACCUUCGCUAGUCUAGAUUUCAAACAGACAUAAUACGGCACUUAUAGCACUCACACAAGCAGAUAUGUUUAGGUAUGUGGCAAUGUGUGAGAGCAGAUAUUAGGUCAAAGCAAUAAUGUUUAUUUUUUAAGAAGAGAGUCUGGGCUCAGGGUGACAGUAAGAAUGGAACAACAUGUUGAAACUGAGAACAGGACUUCCCCUCAGGUUCUAAAUAGAGCCCCACAGUGGAAGUGUCAUAAUACCCAUAAAACCUAGCGGUCAAACAGCAAAAUGGUUCCAAUCAUUUUUCCACCAUUAAUUUUAGAAACACUUAAAAUAAGGGCUGUGUUUUGUGUAGGCUUACCUUGGCGUGACGUUUUGAUAACCAUCUAAAUCUUUCUCGGACAAGGUGACUUUUAUCAAUAUAUUCAGCUCUAUUUACUCUCAGAUUAGAAAAUGCUAAUUAGCAUCAAAGUAGACAUCAUGCAAGACUACAAAUCUCUGCAAGCUCCUGCAUGUCAUCUCUAGCGGACACCUUUGCUAACAGGUAUUGUGUCAAUUUAAAACUUGCAUGAGACCAUUCACCGAAUUGUCAAUUUAAAGAAAUGUAGCCAAUUUAUUAAUUUUAAAAUGUAGCUAACAUUAGAUAGUUAAUCCAGAGAUUCUUACCUUUGCCUCGUUUCGGCGGUUUCAUCCAGAUCAUCAUGGCAUUUGUAGUUCUGUAUGAUAGCCACAUUAGCAGCUAAUUUGCAUUAUUAUUAUUAUUUAAAAAAAAAUUUUGGGGGGGGGGUUAAAUACAGGCAAAUAUAUUGAUAUAAGUCACCUUGUCCUAGAGAGAUUUACAAAAUGUCACGCCAGGGUAAGCCUAUACGAAACACAUCCCUUAUUUUAAUUGUUUAUAAAAUCCCCUAUGGGAAAAAUGAAUUGUGGGAAACAAUUGGAACCAUUUCCUUGUUUGACUGAUAGGUUUUAUGGGUAUUAUGACUCAUACUGUGAUACCCAUAUAGGGUCUCUAAAUUGAGAUACGGGUCGUUCCAUUUGAUUUCAAUCACUUUUGACCGCACCCCCUUUGAGUUCAACUACACUUUCUAUACAUAUUUGCCCAUGGUUAGAAGUGGUCAGAAAGUAACUUUUUGGACCUGAGUGCCAAAACAUUUAGGAGAUGGAAGAGCUCAAAGUUGACCCAUUUUGCAUACCCCACCCUACCAUGAGACAUCCAUAUCUUCAUCACUGGAAAAGAUAAACAGUUGCGUUUGAAAUCAUUUAAAAGCUUACAAACAACUAUUUUAUAGUUUCUUGAUUUAUUUGUAUUUUUAUGAGUGAACAUAAACGUAUUCAAGAGUAUACUGUGUCUCAACCGAUGGCGGGCACAACACAAACACCUCAGAUUAUGUAAAAUAGGGUCUAAGAUACAACAUAUGCGAAAAUGAAAAAAAAUCAGAGUUUAAGCAUUUUUAUACUGAACAAAAAUAUAAACGCAACAUGCAAAGUGUUGGUUCCAUUUUUCAUGAGCUGAAAUAAAAGAUCCCAGAAAUACACACAAAAAGCUUAUUUCUCUCAAAUUUUGUGCACAAAUGUAUUUACAUCCCUGUUAGUGAGCAUUUCUACUUUGCCAAGAUAAUCCAUCCACCUGACAGGUGUGGCAUAUCAAGAAGCUGAUUAAACAGCAUGAUCAUUACACAGGUGCACCUUGUGCUGGGGACAACAAAAGGCCACUCUAAAAUGUGCAGUUUUGUCACACAACACAAUGCCACAGAUGUCUCAGGUUUUGAGGGAGUGUGCAAUUGGCAUGCUGACUGCAGGAAUGUCCAAGAGAGCUGUUGCCAGAGAAUGUAAUGUUAAUUUCUCGACCAUAAGCCGCCUCCAACGUCGUUUUACAGAAUUUGGCAGUGCAUCCAACCUGCCUCACAACUGCAGACCACGCCCAGGACCUCCACCCUCCACAUCCGGCUUCUUCACCUGCGGAUCCUCUGAGGAGGGGGAGGGGAGGUGCUGAGGAGUAUUUCUGUCUGUAAUAAUGCCUUUUUGUGGGGAAAAACUCAUUCUGAUUGGACCUGGCCCAUGGCUGCGCCCCUACCCAGUAAUGUGAAAUCCAUAGAUUAGGGCCUAAUGAAUUUAUUUCAAUUGACUGAUUUUCUUUGAUGAAUUGUAACUCAGUAAAAUCUUUGAAAUUGUUGCAUAUUGCGUUUGAUAUUUUUGUUCAGUGUAGAUAAUUUAUGUCAAAGGUAAAAAAAAGGACUAUUCUGAUUUAAAAAACAAUUUCUCAAGAAAUUAUAAAAUAGUUUGAAAACCUUUUUAAGCUUUUAAGUGAUCUCGAACUCAACCGUUUAUAUUUUCCAGUGAUAAAGACAUGGAUGUCUCAUGGUAGGGUGAGGAUAUUCAAAAUGGUUAAAUUUGAGCACCUCUAUCUCCUAAAUGUUUUUUCAUUCAGGUCCAAAAAAAUCCCUUUCUGUCCACUUCUACCAUAGGAAAAUUUGUAUGGGACGUUUAGUUCAAAUCAAAAGGGAUGAGGUCAAAACGUUUUUGAAAUCAAAUGGAACGACCCAUACCCCAAAAUGUAGGUGUGUGCGUGUGUGUGUGCAUGCAUGCUUGCGUGUGUGUGUGCAUGCUUGCGUUCAUGUGUACAACCCAUGCGCACAUAAGAGUAUACAGUGCCUUCGGAAAGUAUUCAGACCCCUUGACCUUUUCCACAUUUUGUUACAUUACAGCCUUAUUCUAAAAUUGAUAACAUUGUUUUUUCCCCCCUCAUCAAUCUACACAUAAUACCCCAUAAUGACAAAGCAAAUUUGCUAAUUUAUUACAAAUUAAUUAUCACAUUUACAUAAGUAUUCAGACCCUUUACUCAGUACUUUGUUGAAGCACCUUUGGCAGCGAUUACAGCAUCGAGUCUUCUUGGGAUGACGCUACAAGCUUGGCAUACCUGUAUUUGGGAAGUUUCUCCCAUUCUUCUCAGCAGAUCCUCUCAAGCUCUGUCAGGUUGGAUGGGGAGCAUCGCUGCACACCUAUUUUCAGGUCUCUCCAGAGAUGUUCGAUCAGGUUCAAGUCCAUGCUUCACCGUAUUGAUGGUGCCAGGUUUCCUCCAGACGUGACGCUUGGCAUUCAGGCCAAAGAGUUCAAUCUUGGUUUCAUCAGAUCAGAGAAUCUUGUUUCUCAUGGUCUGAGAGUCUUUAGGUGCCUUUUGGCAAACUCCAAGCGGGCUGUCAUGUGCCUUUUAUUGAGGAGUGGCUUCUGUCUGGCCACUCUACCAUAAACUCUUCUGUCAGAGUGACCAUCGGGUUCUUAGUCACCUCCCUGACCAAGGCCCUUCUCCCCCGAUUGCUCAGUUUGGCCGGGCGGACAGCUCUAGGAAGAGUUUUGGUGGUUCCAAACUUCUUCCAUUUAAGAAUGAUGGAGGCCACUGUGUUCUUGGGGACCUUCAAUACUGCAGACAUUUUUUGGUACCCUUCCCCAGAUCUGUUCCUCGACACAAUCAUGUCCCGGAGCUCUACGGCCAAUUCCUUCGACCUCAUGGCUUGGUUUUUGCUCUGACAUGCACUAUCAACUGUGGGACCUUAUAUAGACAGGUGUGUGCCUUUCCAAAUCAUGUCCAAUCAAUUGAAUUUACCACAGGUGGACUCCAAUCAUGUUGUAGAAACAUCUCAAGGAUGAUCAAUGGAAACAGGAUGCGCCUGAGCUCAAUUUCGAGUCUCAUAGUAAAGGGUCUGAAUACUUAUGUAAAUAAGGUAUUUAUGUUUUAUAUUUUUAAUACAUUUGCACAAAUUAUGUGGUAUUGUCUGUAGAUUGCUGACGAUUAUUUAAAAACAAAGUGUGGAAAAGUACUUUCCGAAGGCACUGUAUGUCUUUCUGAGUGUGUAUGUGGGUAUAUGUGUGUAUGAGUAACCUCAUGUCUGUAUGUACAGCGCAUAUUCACAUACAUAUUGUGUACAUUUAGUUUUCUGUUGCUAGUCUUUGUCCCUCAAAAUCCACCAUCGGUCACUCCCAUACUGUACCCCACCCAAACACUAUAGCUAUGUCCCCAGCAAAGCCACACUUACUGGGGCACACGUCAUCCUCAGGGGUUUGUUAACGUGUAUAGAGGAAACCACAAACUGUUGCUUGAGAACAUUAAAUUCCGUAUAUCUAACCACAGUCCACACCCUUCUUAGUAGGCCUUAGACUGCCUCGACUAAAACAUCACUCAUCUAAAAUGCCUUAAAUAAAUAACUUUCACUAGCUGUUAGUUUGGCCGGCAACAUCUAUGGUGUUAAUAUGUGUGUCACAUGAGAAUGAUGCUUAAUAUAUAUUGUAUUUCACACCAUGUUAAUCAAUAGUCAUGACAGAGUUGAAUCAGCUUCUUGUGAUAUACAGUACCAGUCAAAAGUUUGAACACACCUACUCAUUUCAGCGUUGUUCUUUAUUUUUACUAUUUUCUACAUUGUAGAAUAAUAGUGAAGACAUCAAAACUAUGAAAUAACACAUAUGGAAUCAUGUAGUAACCAAAAAAGUGUUAAACAAAUCAAAAUAUAUUUUAUAUUUGAGAUUCUUCAAAGUAGCCACCUUUGCCUUGAUGACAGCUUUGCACACUCUUGGCAUUCUCUCAACCAGCUUCACGAGGUAGUCACCUGGAAUGCAUUUCAAUUAACAGGUGUGCCUUGUUAAAACUUAAUUUGUGGAAUUUCUUUCCUUCUUAAUGCGUUUGAGCCAAUCAGUUGUGUUGUGACAAGGUAGGGGUAGUAUACAGAAGAUAGCCCUAUUAGGUAAAGAAAUUCCACAAAUUCACUUUUAACAAGGCACACCUGUUAAUUGAAAUGCAUUCCAGGUGACUACCUCAUGAAGCUGGUUGAGAGAAUGCCAAGAGUGUGCAAAGCUGUCAUCAAGGCAAAGGUGGCUACUUUGAAGAAUCUCAAAUAUAAAAUAUAUUUUGAUUUGUUUAACACUUUUUUGGUUACUAGAUGAUUCCAUAUGUGUCACACCCUGGCUCUGGGGACAAUGUUAUGUUGAGCCAGGGUGUGUAAUUCUAUGUUUGAUUUGUCUAUGUUGGUCUGAGUGACUCCCAAUCAGAGGCAACGAGUGUCAGCUGGGUGUCUCUGAUUGGGAGCCAUAUUUAACUGUCUGUCUUUCACGUUGUGUUUGUGGUUUCUUGUUCGUGUUGGUGUGUGUUUAACCAUAGACGUCACGUUUUUCAUUUGUUGUUUUGAUCGUGUGAUCAUUUAAUAAAUAUAAUAUGUUCACCCGCAACGCUGCGCCUUGGUCUCUCCAUGACGAUCGUGACAGAAGAAACCACCUAAACCAGACCAAGCAGCGUGUCCAGGAGCCAUCGCUGGCAGAUCUCCGUGGCAGCCUCGACUGGGUCAAGCCUAGUGAGGAGCAGAGAGGGUGGACUUGGGACCAGUUGAGGAGGAGCUUCGACUGGGUCAAGCCCAUUGAGGAGCUGAAUGGCGAGAGUUGGAGACAGAGGAGCGAGAGUUGGGCGAGAACGAUGGAGGCCUGGCCCACGGGGAGGAGAUACCCCCAGAAUUUUUUUUUGGGGGGGCUCACGACGUCGGGGCAGCAGGAGGCCGCGAUAGAGCGGUCCAGCGGGUUGGCAGAGGAGGCCGCCAGGUUACGGGAGUCACUGGUCACCAGGGGGAAGGAGGUUGUAGAGGCACGGCGAGAGGUACUGGUGUGUGUUCCCAGUACGGUCCGGCCUGUUCCUGCCACUCCCACCAAGUCAGUGGUGCGUUUCGUCAGCCCGGCGCGGCCCAUUCCUGCUCCCCGCACCAAGUCAGUGGUGCGCGUCGUCAGCCCGGUCCGGCCCAUUCCUGCUCCCCGCACCAAGUCAGUGGUGCGCGUCGUCAGCCCGGUCCGGCCCAUUCCUGCUCCCUGCACCAAGUCAGUGGUGCGCGUCGUCAGCCCGGUCCGGCCCAUUCCUGCUCCCCGCACCAAGUCAGUGGUGCACGUCGUCAGCCCGGUCCGGCCCAUUCCUGCUCCCCGCACCAAGUCAGGGGUGCGCUUCGUCAGCCCGGUCCGGCCCAUUCCUGCUCCCCGCACCAAGUCAGUGGUGCGCUUCGUCAGCCCGGCUCGGCCCGUUCCUGCUCCCCGCACCAAGUCAGUGGUGUGCUUCGUCAGCCCAGUCCGGCCUGUCCCUGCUCCAAGCACCAAGCCAGAGGUGCGCGUCGUCAGUCCAGCACAACCCGUGUCUGGUUCAUGUCCGGAGCCGGAUCCGCCGCCUAGGCGGAGUGCCCACCCGGUCCCUCCCCUGUGGGAUUUAGUUGGCGCGGUCGGAGUCCGCGCCUUUAGGGGGGGGUACUGUCACGCCCUGGCUCUGGGGACAAUGUUAUGUUGAGCCAGGGUGUGUAAUUCUAUGUUUGAUUUUUCUAUGUUGGUCUGAGUGACUCCCAAUCAGAGGCAACGAGUGUCAGCUGGGUGUCUCUGAUUGGGAGCCAUAUUUAACUGUCUGUCUUUCACGUUGUGUUUGUGGUUUCUUGUUCGUGUUGGUGUGUGUUUAACCAUAGACGUCACGUUUUUCGUUUGUUGUUUUGAUCGUGUGAUCAUUUAAUAAAUAUAAUAUGUUCACCCGCAACGCUGCGCCUUGGUCUCUCCAUGACGAUCGUGACAAUAUGUGUUAUUUCAUAGUUUUGAUGUCUUCACUAUUAUUCUACAAUGUAGAACAUAGUGAAAAUAGGUGUGUCCAAACUUUUGACUGGUACUGUAUACACACCAUAUGUUCUUGUAGAAAGGGCCACAUGGCUCACCUGUCAUAGAGACAAAUAACUAUUGAAUCAAUCAGGUUAAAUCCACUUGAAUCUAAGCAGCAACUCACUCAAACAGACCACGGCUAAAGGACUACUGUAUAGGCAAGCUAUGCUCAAUGAUGAAUGGAGGAGCAUUAUCUGUAUGUGUUAGAAAAUGCUCAUGACUAGACCUGAUACAUGCUCAUAGAUGGUUUCCAUUAGUUACCAGUAAUAUAUGUAAACAGUGAGUCAUCUCGGUGGUGUAGGAUGACGAUAACAUUCACUAAUACCUCUGGUGGGGACAUCUGUGGUUUUUGAUCACAUUUGAACAGCAUGGCACGAACCGGAAGCGUUAUGAAAAUGUGCACAAGAGUGUUGGCUGUUUGGUAGUGAAAUAUUUUAUUUAAGAUUAUAUUAUUAUGCAGGCACUGCUUAAUUUAAGUCUAUUGAGUAACAUGCCGUUGUAGACCAGUCAGAGUUAAUUUAAUAUACAAGAUCCCCAAAGACCCCAGUUGUAAUCACAAUAACGGUUUAAUGUCAUUAUUGAGGUAGGUUUUUGAAGUGCACCUUAUUCUAUUCUCAGAGCUAUAUGAACCUGCCUCCAGACAAGCUGAAGCUGUUGAGUCAGUACGACAAUGACAAGAAGUGGGAGCUGAUCUGUGAUCAGGUAAGAACAUUACAUCUUGUUGGGCACCUUACAUGGGGUGAUUGGUUCAUGCACUAGUACAUACACAGUUCUACAUGAUUGGGUAACCACUCUGUUACCAUGCCAACCUGCUGAGGGCAAGUGUGCUUACCACAGGAACCCAUCAGAGUUGUAGUGUUGUGGUAGAAACAGACUCUAUGACAUUUUGCACUCUGACCUACAUUACAUAUUGGCAACUGAACACCAGCAACACAAUGUAUUAAUCAUUACUCCCACAUUUAUGAAUAAUCAUAAGUAAAGGAUUUUUCAGUCCCUAAUCUAAAGCGAGCACUAUUUAACCAUAACCCUUACCUAACCUAACCUAGCCAUAACCAUAAAUGGUGUGUCAUAUUUUUGUAAAUGUCUUAUAAAUGGUUUAUUAUGGACCGUUAAAAUAAAGUGUAACCCAUGAUUGUAUCUGAGAUGAAGUGUUAUAAAAACACAGCAUACGGAAAUAACUGUGAAGAAAAAUAAAUGUGUGUUGCUGGUGUUCAGUUGCCAAUAUGUAAUGUAGGUCAGAGUGCAAAAUGUCAUAGAGUCUGUUUCUACCACAACACUACAACUCUGAUGGGUUCCUGUGGUAAGCACACUUGCCCUCAGCAGGUUGGCAUGGUAACAGAGUGGUUUAUGGUGCUUGUUGUGUUUGACUAUGUUCUUUUUCUUCUCACUCACCCUCCUCCCCUCAUUCCCUUCUCCUUCCUCCCUCCGUUCUGUGUGGUCAGGAGCGGUUCCAGGUGAAGAACCCCCCCUCUACCUAUCUGACCAAGAUCAAGAGCUUCUACCAGGACCAAGGAGGAGUGACCCGCAGGGUGGGUGUACAGUACCUCCCUUCCCGCUCACGUUCAUAGAGCUUCUUGUCAUUCUCACCGUAGCCAGGGAUUUCAAGAACUAAAUAUGUGUGUUUUGGAACAAUGGGAUAACAAUAUUACAUCUACAGUAGUAGUACAUCCUUGCAUUUUAUGACAAAGCCACUAAGCGAGUAAUAUAAGGCCAGUCUCAUUAGCAUAACUACUGAUAUAAAGGUUUGUGAGUUUCCUUCAUUCAUAGAGCUUCUCUGUAUGGUUUUGGCCUAUUUCAGUUCAAGAGGCGGGUCCUGGAGUCCACCCAGGUACUGAGAGAGCUGGAGAUCUCCCUCCGCACCAAUCAUAUUGGGUGAGUGACUGGACCAGGAUUAGCCUCUGCCGUGUCCCGAACAACCGGAUGUUCUGGUUUUCUGGGGAAAUGGAAAGAGAGCCUGUGACGCGACUUCCGCUUUUGGACGUUAACAAGGCGACUCUCCAUCUUAACUCCUCCUCCACAUUUACUGGAUUGGUUGAACAAUGCAGAAGAGAACCUCCCCCGACAGUUUAUUUUCUUCUUCUCGUCAAGACCAGUAUGUAGGGGAUCUAGUUUCAGGCGUUUCUUUUACGCCUGCUAUGUUAGGUUUGACCAGGACUGGUCCCACAGGUAUCUAAUCAGUCAGUACGACUGACUCAACUGUCCUUAAAGUAGUAUCGGGUUGUAAUUCUCUUUCUCUCUAUAUAGCUGGGCCCAGGAGUUUCUGAAUGAGGAGAACCAGGGUUUGGAUGUAUUGGUGGACUACCUGUCCUACGCCCAGUGUGACGCUUCGUGAGUAUCCCUUGCAGCCUCCCAUUCAGUCUUAACAGAAUCCCGUACUGUAUCAAUGAGACAUAGAUUAAUGCUUCAUUAUCUAUAUGUGACUAUAUGUUUGUGUAUUUGGGAAUGUAUCUAUAGGUUUGACCUGGAGGGUGCUGAGAAUGGGGGAACACUGUCAGAGAGAGGGAAGCCAGCGGAGAGGUCCAUGGAGGACCUGAAUAAGAGUGCAGGAAGCUCCCCUACACAUGGCAUGACCAGAGCAGCCCGCGCCCUAACCGUACGGUAAGAACCAUCAGCCGUUAUGAGACCAGAGUCUCACUAAGCAAGCCUUACAGACCACAGGAUAAAUCUCACCAAAAAUAUUCCACUGCAAAGUGACCACCAUCUCUUCCAUCCUCUCAAUAUCUCAUUUGCAGGAUAACCUCUCUGGCCCAGAGUAGGAGAACUCAGAAGAGCUCUCAAUUGACCAGUCAUAGGGACGACGUCCAUGUGUGCAUCAUGUGUCUGCGUGCCAUCAUGAACUACCAGGUGUGUGUGUGUUGUGCGGUGUGUGUGCAUGACCGUGAUAUGGAGUUUGAAAUAGUGAAAUUAUAGAGCUGAUUAUCACUUUUUCAGUCGGGCUUCAAUCAAGUGAUGACACACCCACGCUGUGUCAACGAGAUCACUCUCAGUCUCAACAACAGGAACCCCAGGUAUGAACACCUGUGUGUGUGUGAGCAUGCUUGUGCAUGUGUAUGAAGUGUGUGUGUUUGAUGUGGUAUUAUAUUCCUGGUCUCUACAGAACCAAAGCCCUGGUGUUGGAGCUGUUGGCUGCUGUGUGUCUUGUGAGGGGCGGUCAUGACAUCAUUCUCGCUGCCUUCGACAACUUCAAGGAGGUGACGGGAUUGACCAAACUUAGCCACACUAGAACAGACUUUACUUGACCAAUAUGUACUGUAUGUCAUCUCACCUUUGCCUACUCAUUUGUGUGUUCUCGGGGCCAAGACUUUUCUCUUCAAACUCAUCUCAUAACUGAUACAUGCCACACCCUGUCUUAGUCACACCAAGCACACUUAGAACUCUAAAACACACACUCACACAAAGACAUCAUGUUGUGAGUGCGUAACCAUUACUCACCAAACUGAAUGUAAUCUGGAAAAAUUCAACUGACAUCGAUAUAGACUUUCCAUAUCGGUGACCAUCACGACUAAUACUAGAUUUAAUGUUAGAAAUGUUUAAAGCAGAAGUGGAAGUAUUUUAUCAGCUUUCUAUGAAUGCAAACACACACUGUACAAAGUAAUAAAACAUACACCCUCUUGUGGACAUCUGUUGAAGUGCAUGACUGUGUUACUGAAACAAGGAACGUCUGUCCCAUGUCUUUUCACUCAGGUGAGCGGAGAGAAGAACCGCUUUGAGAAACUGAUGGAGUACUUUAGCAACGAUGACAGCAACAUUGACUUCAUGGUACGUGGACACAAAACGGCUUUAAAUCUACUGGCUGAUGUGUUGACAUUGCUCACAAUGUAGUUCUGAAAGGUUAAAGAUCAAAUAUGAUGAUCCUUCUCUUCAGGUGGCCUGUAUGCAGUUCAUUAACAUUGUGGUGCAUUCGGUGGAGAAUAUGAACUUCCGUGUUCACCUGCAAUAUGAGUUCACUCACCAUGGACUGGACCAGUACUUAGAGGUAAGCUCUCAUCUCAUUGUGGAAAAUCGAACGGUCACAACCACAAAACCAACUCCUUAAAACUGAAAUGAAAUCGCCAUGAUAACGAUGAUAAUGUGUGUGUGUGUGUGUCAGACUCUGAAGCUGACAGAGAGUGAGAAGCUGCAGGUUCAGAUUCAGGCCUACUUGGACAACGUGUUUGAUGUGGGGGCUCUGCUGGAGGAUGCAGAGAACAGGGGUGGGGUGCUGGAGCAUGUGGACGAACUGCAGGAGCAUAACACACAGGUCAGUCAUACAUACUGUACACACACAGUCUGAUUCAUUCAAAUCUAAACAAUGCCAGCAAUUAUUCUAUGACUCUGUCUGUGACCUCCAAAUUAUGUGUUGUGUCAUGUUGUGUUGUGUUCUGUCAUGUUGUGUUGUGUUUUGUCAUGUGUUGUGUCGUGUUGUCAUGUGUUGUGUCGUGUUGUGUUGUGUCGUGUUGUGUUGUGUUGUGUCGUGUUGUGUUGUGUCAUGUGUUAUGUUGUGUUGUGUUUUGUCAUGUGUUGUGUUGUGUCAUGUUGUGCUGUGUCGUGUUGUGUCAUGUGUUGUGUCGUGUUGUGCUGUGUCGUGUUGUGUUGUGUCAUGUGUUGUGCUGUGUCAUGUGUUGGGUCAUGUGCUGUGCUGUGUCGUGUCAUGUGUUGUGUCAUGUGUUGUGUUGUGUUGUGUUGUGCUGUGUCGUGUUGUGUUGUGUCAUGUGUUGUGUUGUGUCAUGUGUUGUGUCGUGUUGUGUCAUGUGUUGUGUCGUGUUGUGUUGUGUCAUGUGUUGUGCUGUGUCAUGUGUUGUGUUGUGCUGUGUCGUGUCAUGUGUCGUGUUGUAUCGUGUUGUGUUGUGUCAUGUUGUGUCAUGUGUUGUGCUGUGUCAUGUUGUGUCGUGUUAUGUCAUGUGUUGUGUUCUGUCAUGUUGUGUUUUUGUAGCUGAGUGCCAGGCUAGAGGAGAUUGAGAGCCAGUCUGCAGAGAGGAUGGCUGAACUAGAGAAACAGCUCCUCCAAGCCACCAAGGAGACAGAGCUGCUCAAGGUCUGCACUGUACAGUUAACUGAGGACUGUUUACAAUAUAGUGUAUCAGACAGAAAGGUAUGUGUGUGAUUGUGUGAUGAUAACUUUUCCUUGCCUUUGUGUGUGCGACUGACAGGGGAACCUGCGGGACUCCUGUUCCCAGGUCAGUUCUCUGCAACAGAGAGAGAGGGAGAGGGAGAUAAGCCAGGAGAGGGAGCGGGACAGAGAGCGUCUAAGCCAACCCUCCUCUGAGCUGGAACUCAAGGUGCAGGAGCUGCAGGACCGAGGGCUGAUCCGCCUGGGACGCACCCCCUCUGGGGCCCUAGACCUCCAGGUGGUGCCUGUCACCAUCAUUGAGUACGUCCCCGCCCCAGCCUCUGAGCCCCUGCUCAGCUCCACUGGACCCACUGCCCCUGGCCCAGACGUCCCCGAUGCCACUCCCUCCUCAGCCAUCUCUGCUGUCCUCCCUCCUCCUCCUCCCCCACCCCCUCCUCCUCCUGGGCCUGGUGGACCUACUCCCCCACCCCCUCCACCUCCACCUCCUCCCCCGCCUGGCUCCGGUGGCCCACUUCCCCCUCCUCCGCCCCCUCCCACCGCGGGAGGUCCGCCCCCACCUCCUCCUCCACCCGGCGCUGGACCCCCGCCCCCACCCGGAGGCCCACCUUCUGGAGACAGCCAAGCCGGUAAGGUGACUCUUAUCUGCUUUCAUUAGAGAUAUACAGAUACAGUGGCUUGCGAAAGUAUUCACCCCCUUGGCAUUUUUCCUAUUUUGUUGCCUUACAACCUGGAAUUAACCUGGGUUUGUAUCAUUUGAUUUACACAACAUGCCUACCACUUUGAAGAUGCAAAAUAUUUUUUGUGAAACAAACAAGAAAUAAGAUUAAAAAACUGAAAACUUGAGCGUGCAUAACUAUUUACCCCCCCCCCCAAAGUCAAUACUUUGUAGAGCCAACUUUUGCAGCAAUUACAGCUUCAAGUCUCUUGGGGUAUGUCUCUAUAAGCUUGGCACAUCUAGCCACUGGGAUCUUUGCCCAUUCUUCAAGGCAAAACUGCUCCUGGGAUUUUUGCCCAUUCUUCAAGGCAAAACUGCUCCAGCUCCUUCAAGUUGGAUGGAUUCCGCUGGUGUACAGCAAUCUUUAAGUCAUACCACAGAUUCUCAAUUGGAUUGAGGUUUGGGCUUUGACUAGGCCAUUCCAAGACAUUUAAAUGUUUCCCCUUAAACCACUUGAGUGUUGCUUUAGCAGUAUGCUUAGGGUCAUUGUCCUGCUGGAAGGUGAACUUCCGUCCCAGUCUCAAAUCUCUGGAAGACUGAAACAGGUUUCCCUGUAUUUAGCGCCAUCCAUCAUUCCUUAAAUUCUGACCAAUUUCCCAGUCCCUCGGGGUGAUGAGAGGUGUUGGGUUUGCGCCAGACAUAGCAUUUUCCUUGAUGGCCAAAAAGGGGUGAAUACAUAUGCACGCACCACUUUUCCAUUAUUUAUUUCUUAGAAUGUUUUGAAACAAGUUGUGUUUUUCAUUUCACUUCACCAAUUUGGACUAUUUUGUCUGUCCAUUACAUGAAAUCCAAAUAAAAAUCCAUUUAAAUUACAGGUUGUAAUGCAACAAAAUAGGAAAAACGCCAAGGGGGAUGAAUACUUUUGCAAGGCACUGUAACUGCCAAAAUAAAGGAAACACCAACAUAAAGUGUCUUAAUAGGGCAGUGGGCCACCACGAGCCAGAACCGCUUCAAUGCACUUUGACAUAAAUUCUAGAAGUGUCUAGAACUCCAUUGGAGGGAUGUGAAACCAUUCUUCCAUGAGAAAUGCCAUCAUUUUGUGUUUUGUUGAUGGUGGUGGUGGUGGAAAACGCUGUUUUAGGAGCCACUCCAGAAUCUCCCAUAAGUGUUCAAUUGGUUUGAGAUCUGGUUAACUGAGAAGUCAUGGCAUAUGAUUUACAUUGUUGUCAUGCUCAUCAAACCAUUCAGUGACCAUGCGUGCCCUGUGGAUAGGUUUAUUGUCAUCCUAUGGGGGCAUAGCCAUGGUAGCCAACAUAAUGGCCUGCCCAGCAUUUUUAUAGGAAGUUAAUUUACUCAGGAACCACACCUGUGUGGAAGCACCUGCUUUCAAUAUACUUUGUAUCCCUCAUUUACUUAAGUGUUUCCAUAAUUCUGGCAGUUACAUGUGUACAGGAUAUCAGUGGAGGCUGCUGAGGGGUGGACGGCUCAUAAUAGCUGGAACAGAGCGAAUGGAAUGGCAUCAAACACAUGGAAACCAUGUGUUUCAUGUAUUUGAUACCAUUCCACCUAUUUCUCUCCAGCCAAUACCAAGAGCCCGUCCUCCCCAAUUAAGGUGCCACCAACCUCCGGUGGUAUAUAUAUUUCUUCCGCAGCUGUAUAUAUAUAUAUAUACAUACAGUGGGGAGAACAAGUAGUUGAUACACUGCCAAUUUUGCAGGUUUUCCUACUUACAAAGCAUGUAGAGGUCUGCAAUUGUUAUCAUAGGUACACUUCAACUGUGAGAGACGGAAUCUAAAACAAAAAUCCAGAAAAUCACAUUGUAUGAUUUUUAAGUAAUUCAUUUGCAUUUUAUUGCAUGACAUAAGUAUUUGAUCACCUACCAACCAGUAAGAAUUCCGGCUCUCACAGACCUGUUAGUUUUUCUUUAAGAAGCCCUCCUGUUCUCCACUCAUUACCUGUAUUAACUGCACCUGUUUGAACCCGUUACCUGUAUAAAAUACACCUGUCCACACACUCAAUCAAACAGACUCCAACCUCUCCACAAUGGCCAAGACCAGAGAGCUGUGUAAGGACAUCAGGGAUAAAAUUGUAGACCUGCACAAGGCUGGGAUGGGCUACAGGACAAUAGGCAAACAGCUUGGUGAGAAGGCAACAACUGUUGGCACAAUUAUUAGAAAAUGGAAGAAGUUCAAGAUGACGGUCAAUCAUCCUCGGUCUGGGGCUCCAUGCAAGAUCUCACCUCGUGGGGCAUCAAUGAUCAUGAGGAAGGUGAGGGAUCAGCCCAGAACUACACGGCAGGACCUGGUCAAUGACCUGAAGAGAGCUGGGACCACAGUCUCAAAGAAAACCAUUAGUAACACACUACGCCGUCAUGGAUUAAAAUCCUGCAGCGCACGCAAGGUCCCACUGCUCAAGCCAGCGCAUGUCCAGGCCCGUUUGAAGUUUGCCAAUGACCAUCUGGAUGAUCCAGAGCAGGAAUGGGAGAAGGUCAUGUUGUCUGAUGAGACAAAAAUAGAGCUUUUUGGUCUAAACUCCACUCGCCGUGUUUGGAGGAAGAGGAAGGAUGAGUACAACCCUAAGAACACCAUCCCAACCGUGAAGCAUAGAGGUGGAAACAUCAUUCUUUGGGGAUGCUUUUCUGCAAAGGGGACAGGACGACUGCACCGUAUUGAGGGGAGGAUGGAUGGGGCCAUGUAUCACGAGAUCUUGGCCAACAACCUCCUUCUCUCAGUAAGAGCAUUGAAGAUGGGUCGUGGCUGGGUCUUGCAGCAUGACAACGACCCGAAACACACAGCCAGGGCAACUAAGGAGUGGCUCCCUAAGAAGCAUCUCAAGGUCCUGGAUUGGCCUAGCCAGUCUCCAGACCUGAACCCAAUAGAAAAUCUUUGGAGGGAGCUGAAAGUCCGUAUUGCCCAGCGACAGCCCCGAAACCUGAAGGAUCUGGAGAAGGUCUGUAUGGAGGAGUGGGCCAAAAUCCCUGCUGCAGUGUGUGCAAACCUACAGGAAACGUAUGAUCUUUGUAAUUGCAAACAAAGGUUUCUGUACCAAAUAUUAAGUUCUGCUUUUCUGAUGUAUCAAAUACUUAUGUCAUGCAAUAAAAUGCAAAUUAAUUACUUAAAAAUCAUACAAUGUGAUUUUCUGGAUUUUUGUUUUAGAUUCCGUCUCUCACAGUUUAAGUGUACCUAUGAUAAACAAUUACAGACCUCUACAUGCUUUGUAAGUAGGAAAACCUGCAAAAUCGGCAGUGUAUCAAAUACUUGUUCUCCCCACUGUAUUUAUAUAUAUAUAUAUAUAUAUAUAUAUAUAUAUAUAUAUAUAUAUACAGCUGUGGAAAAAAAUAAUAGACCACUGCACAUUUUUCUUAAAUCAGCAUCUCUACAUGUAUGAUAGCCAUUCCAUUCCAGUGUCUGUUGAAUUCCAACACAGGCACACCUCAUUCUACUGAAUUAGGUACCGAUUAGGUGAUCACAUGAACCAAAUCUUAUUUAACGAGGAAAAGUAUAAAAACCACUGCUGUGGUCAUCACUAUCCUCUUGCAAUAGGACCAGCUGGAUGGCAAAAACAAUGCUAAUAGUACCUCAAAAGUAAUAUUAUUUAAAAAAUAACUAUUGACCAUGCCAAAAGAGUUGAAAAGGAACGUUUUGAGUGAGGAAAAGAAGGGUUCAAUUCUGGCUUUACUGGCAGAGGGAUACAGUGAGCAUCAGGUUGCUUCCAUCCUUAAAAUUUAAAAGACGGCGGUUCAUAAGAACAAGGUCAAGCAGCAGACAUUGUGGAAAACAAAGCUACAGACCGGCAGAGGGCGAAAACGACUCUCUACUGACUGGGAUGACCGCCAACUCAUUCGAAUGUCACUCAACAAUCGUAGGAUGACAUCAAGUGACCUACAAAAAUAAUGACAAACGGCAGCUGGGGUGAAGUGCACGGCGAGGACGGUUCGAAACAGGCUCCUAGGGGCAGGGCUGAAGUCGUGCAAAGCUAGAAAAAAGCCUUUCAUCAAUGAGAAGCAAAGAAGAGCCAGGCUGAGGUUUGCAAAAGACCAUAAGGAUUGGACCGUAGAGGACUAGAGUAAGGUCAUCUUCUCCGAUGAGUCCAAUUUUCAGGGUGUGAGGCCAUGUAUCGCAAGAUCUUGGCCAACAACCUCCUUCCCUCAGUAAGAGCAUUGAAGAUGGGUCGUGGCUGGGUCUUGCAGCAUGACAAUGACCCGAAACACACAGCCAGGGCAACUAAGGAGUGGCUCCCUAAGAAGCAUCUCAAGGUCCUGGAUUGGCCUAGCCAGUCUCCAGACCUGAACCCAAUAGAAAAUCUUUGGAGGGAGCUGAAAGUCCGUAUUGCCCAGCGACAGCCCCGAAACCUGAAGGAUCUGGAGAAGGUCUGUAUGGAGGAGUGGGCCAAAAUCCCUGCUGCAGUGUGUGCAAACCUACAGGAAACGUAUGAUCUUUGUAAUUGCAAACAAAGGUUUCUGUACCAAAUAUUAAGUUCUGCUUUUCUGAUGUAUCAAAUACUUAUGUCAUGCAAUAAAAUGCAAAUUAAUUACUUAAAAAUCAUACAAUGUGAUUUUCUGGAUUUUUGUUUUAGAUUCCGUCUCUCACAGUUUAAGUGUACCUAUGAUAAAAAUUACAGACCUCUACAUGCUUUGUAAGUAGGAAAACCUGCAAAAUCGGCAGUGUAUCAAAUACUUGUUCUCCUCACUGUGUAUAUAUAUAUAUAUACAGCUGCGGAAGAAAUUAAGAGACCACUGCAAAACGACCAGUUUCUCUGGUUUUACUAUUUAUAGGUAUGUGUUUGGGUAAAAAUAACAUUUUUGUUUUAUUCUAUAAACUACUGACCACAUUUCUCCCAAAUUCCAAAUUAAAAUAUUGUCAUUUAGAGCAUUUAUUUGCAGAAAAUGACAACUGGUCAAAAUAACAAAAAAGAUGCAGUGUUGUCAGACCUCGAAUAAUGCAAAGAAAAUAAGUUCAUGUUCAUUUUUAAACAACACAAUACUAAUGUUUUAACUUAGGAAGAGUUCAGAAAUCACUCCUGGCGCAAAAAUUCAAGCAGCUCGGCUUUGUUUGAUGGCUUGUGACCAUCCAUCUUGCUCUUGAUCACAUUCCAGAAGUUUUCAAUGGGGUUUAGGUCUGGAGAUUAGGCUGGCCAUGACAGGGUCUUGAUCUGGUGGUCCUCCAUCCACACCUUGAUUGACCUGGCUGUGUGGCAUGGCGCAUUGUCCUGCUGGAAAAACCAAUCCUCAGAGUUGGGGAACAAUGUCAGAGCAAAAGGAAGCAAGUUUUCUUCCAGGACAACCUUGUACGUGGCUUGAUUCAUGCGUCCUUCACAAAGACAAAUCUGCCCGAUUCCAGCCUUGCUGAAGCACCCCCAGAUCAUCACCGAUCCUCCACCAAAUCUCACAGUGGGUGCGAGACACUGUGGCUUGUAGGCCUCUCCAGGUCUCCGUCUAACCAUUAGACGACCAGGUGUUGGGCAAAGCUGAAAAUUGGACUCAUCAGAGAAGAUGACCUUACUCUAGUCCUCUACGGUCCAAUCCUUAUGGUCUUUUGCAAACCUCAGCCUGGCUCUUCUUUGCUUCUCAUUGAUGAAAGGCUUUUUUCUAUCUUUGCACGACUUCAGCCCUGCCCCUAGGAGCCUGUUUCGAACCGUCCUCGCCGUGCACUUCACCCCAGCUGCCGUUUGUCAUUAUUUUUGUAGGUCACUUGAUGUCAUCCUACGAUUGUUGAGUGACAUUCGAAUAAGUUGGCGGUCAUCCCAGUCAGUAGAGAGUCGUUUUCGCCCUCUGCCGGUCUGUAGCUUUGUUUUCCCCAAUGUCUGCUGCUUGACCUUGUUCUUAUGAACCGCCGUCUUUUAAAUUUUAAGGAUGGAAGCAACCUGAUGCUCACUGUAUCCCUCUGCCAGUAAAGCCAGAAUUUAACCCUUCUUUUCCUCACUCAAAACGUUCCUUUUCAACUCUUUUGGCAUGGUCAAUAGUUAUUUUUUAAAUAAUAUUACUUUUGAGGUACUAUUAGCAUUGUUUUUGCCAUCCAGCUGGUCCUAUUGCAAGAGGAUAGUGAUGACCACAGCAGUGGUUUUUAUACUUUUCCUCGUUAAAUAAGAUUUGGUUCAUGUGAUCACCUAAUCGGUACCUAAUUCAGUAGAAUGAGGUGUGCCUGUGUUGGAAUUCAACAGACACUGGAAUGGAAUGGCUAUCAUACAUGUAGAGAUGCUGAUUUAAGAAAAAUGUGCAGUGGUCUAUUAAUUUUUUCCACAGCUGUAUAUAUAUAUAUAUAUAUAUAUAUAUAUAUAUAUAUAUAUAUAUAUAUAUAUAUAUAAAUACAGUGGGGAGAACAAGUAUUUGAUACACUGCCGAUUUUGCAGGUUUUCCUACUUACAAAGCAUGUAGAGGUCUGUAAUUGUUUAUCAUAGGUACACUUCAACUGUGAGAGACGGAAUCUAAAACAAAAAUCCAGAUAAUCACAUUGUAUGAUUUUUAAGUAAUUCAUUUGCAUUUUAUUGCAUGACAUAAGUAUUUGAUCACCUACCAACCAGUAAGAAUUCCGGCUCUCACAGACCUGUUAGUUUUUCUUUAAGAAGCCCUCCUGUUCUCCACUCAUUACCUGUAUUAACUACACCUGUUUGAACUCGUUACCUGUAUAAAAGACACCUGUCCACACACUCAAUCAAACAGACUCCAACCUCUCCACAAUGGCCAAGACCAGAGAGCUGUGUAAGGACAUCAGGGAUAAAAUUGUAGACUUGCACAAGGCUGGGAUGGGCUACAGGACAAUAGGCAAGCAGCUUGGUGAGAAGGCAACAACCGUUGGCGCAAUUAUUAGAAAAUGGAAUAAGUUCAAGAUGACGGUCAAUCACCCUCGGUCUGGGGCUCCAAGCAAGAUCACACCUCGUGGGGCAUCAAUGAUCAUGAGGAAGGUGAGGGAUCAGCCCAGAACUACACGGCAGGACCUGGUCAAUGACCUGAAGAGAGCUGGGACCACAGUCUCAAAGAAAACCAUUAGUAACACACUACGCCGUCAUGGAUUAAAAUCCUGCAGCGCACGCAAGGUCCCACUGCUCAAGCCAGCGCAUGUCCAGGCCCGUUUGAAGUUUGCCAAUGACCAUCUGGAUGAUCCAGAGCAGGAAUGGGAGAAGGUCAUGUUGUCUGAUGAGACAAAAAUAGAGCUUUUUGGUCUAAACUCCACUCGCCGUGUUUGGAGGAAGAAGAAGGAUGAGUACAACCCCAAGAACACCAUCCCAACCGUGAAGCAUGGAGGUGGAAACAUCAUUCUUUGGGGAUGCUUUUCUGCAAAGGGGACAGGACAACUGCACUGUAUUGAGAAGAGGAUGGAUGGGGUCAUGUAUCACGAGAUCUUGGCCAACAACCUCCUUCCCUCAGUAAGAGCAUUGAAGAUGGGUCGUGGCUGGGUCUUACAGCAUGACUACGACCCGAAACACACAGCCAGGGCAACUAAGGUGUGUCUCCGUAAGAAGCAUCUCAAGGUCCUGGAGUGGCCUAGCCAGUCUCCAGACCUGAACCCAAUAGAACAUCUUUGGAGGGAGCUGAAAGUCCAUAUUGCCCAGCGACAGCCCCGAAACCUGAAGGAUCUGGAGAAGGUCUGUAUGGAGGAGUGGGGCAAAAUCCCUGCUGCAGUGUGUGCAAACCUGGUCAAGACCUACAGGAAACGUAUGAUCUCUGUAAUUGCAAACAAAGGUUUCUGUACCAAAUAUGAAGUUCUGCUUUUCUGAUGUAUCAAAUACUUAUGUCAUGCAAUAAAAUGCAAAUUAAUUACUUAAAAAUCAUACAAUGUGAUUUUCUGGAUUUUUGUUUUAGAUUCCGUUUCUCACAGUUGAAGUGUACCUAUGAUAAAAAUGACAGACCUCUACAUGCUUUGUAAGUAGGAAAACCUGCAAAAUCGGCAGUGUAUCAAAUACUUGUUCUCCCCACUGUAUAUAUAAAUAUGAAUGGUAAGUAGCGGUCUACGGCAGAGAUUAGAAGAUGAGAGGGGAGACCAUUCAUCUAGAGGAGAGAUAAAGAGAUUAGGGUGUGAGAAGUCAAAUAGGAGAGAGCUCCAUGCUAAUCAGAUUGUCAAUCAAUCUCAUGAAUUUGUAUGCGUCCAAUUUGCUGAAGGGUGAAAUGAAUGCAUUGGCGAUUGACAACUGUGAUUGAUUCUCUCUCCUACUCUCUCUUUCUCUCUCUCUUUCUCUUAGGAGGUAAAAGCAGGAAGCCCAUCCAGACUAAGUUCCGGAUGCCUUUGCUCAACUGGCAGGCACUGAAGCCCAACCAAGUGACUGGCACGGUCUUCAACGAGCUGGACGAUGAGCAGGUCUUAGGGGUAAGACCAAACCUCCACACUGAUACUGGUGCUCCCUUCUCUCACCUUCCCUCUGACCCACUUUUUCCACUCUUUCCUCUCCUCCUCUCAUCCUCUGACCCUCUUUUUACUCCUCUCUCUCCCCUUGUCUCUCUCUCCCCUCCUUACCCUCCCUCUUCCUCCCUGUCUAACCAUGUCUAUGUGUGUUGUGUCAGGAGCUGAACAUGGAGGCGUUUGAGGAGCAGUUUAAGACCAAGGCCCAGGGUCCUCCAGCAGCUCUGUCCACUCUGAAAGUCAAGGUGGCCCAGAAGGCCCCCAGCAAGGUCAACCUGAUCGAGGGCAACAAGGCCAAGAACCUGGCCAUCACGCUACGCAAGGGAGGCAGGAGCCCCGCAGACAUCUGCACAGCUAUUGAGACGUAUGGAACUCUAUCUUCUACUAUUCUGUUCCUUUCCUUAGUAAACAUCUUUCUCACACAUUUCAUUUAUGUUUUGUUUUCUUUAAUCCCUUAAUUCUCUUUCUCCUCAUCCCACCUUCCCCUAACACUCUUCUUUUGUCCCUUCCUUAUUGUCUUUCUUCUCUCUCUCCCUCCCUCCUUCUCUCCCUCCUCUCCAGGUAUGACCAGCAGUCGUUAGGGCUUGACUUCCUGGAGCUGCUGGAGAGGUUUGUCCCGUCAGACUACGAGCUGAAGCUCCUCCAGAACUAUGAGAAGGAGGGCCGUCCGCUGGAUGAACUGUCAGAGGAGGACCGCUUCAUGAUGCGCUUUGGGAAGAUCCCUCGUCUUGCCCAGCGAAUCAGCACCCUCACCUUCAUGGGCAACUUCCCAGAGAGCGUCAAACGUCUGCAGCCGGUAAGUCAGUUGCUCAGGCCAUACAAUGAAAUUGUAUCUGUACAACAAUGACUUUCUUCUGAAUCUGAUACUAUAGUCAUUCAUAAUCUCACCUACAGCAACUGAACUCUAUAAUCGCAGCAUCCAUGUCCAUUAAGUCCUCGGCCAAGCUGAAGAAGAUGUUAGAGGUGAGUGGAGGGCUUCCCUGUCCAUCACUGCUAACCUCCAAUCAGAGAACCUCUUUAAACAGGCCUGCACUGUCUAUGUAACACAUUCUGUAUCUGGCUCCUCCCCUCCAGAUCAUCCUAGCCUUUGGGAACUACAUGAACAGCAGUAAGAGGGGUGCAGCCUAUGGGUUCCGCCUGCAGAGUCUGGACCUGGUGAGUACCCCUCUGCUCUUGAGGCAAAAUUGUUUCCCUUAUUUAACAUGAAUAGAACCAUAACUAAGAUGGAGAUUAACUGGCUUAAUCUCUGUAACGAUGAAUAAGUCACUAUUAGCUAAAGCCAGGUUUUGGACUGUUGAGGGCGCUAUGGUAUGUUGAUAGGCAGGCCAGUCCGUCUUUGAGAGAUGACUCCAUCUGUCCCUCUCUUUUUCUCUGUCCUCUCAGCUGCUGGACACAAAGUCUACAGACCGCUCCCAGACACUACUACACUUCAUCUCCAGCAUCGUCCAGGAGAAAUACCCUGAACUCAACAACUUCCACACUGAGCUGCACUUUGUGGACAAGGCUGGCCUAGGUGUGUGAAUGCAAUCAACGCUUGCACGCAUGCACACACAUGCAUGCGCAAACACAUUUACACACAGCUUUAAAAAAUGCAGCCCUUCAUAGUGCGAAUAACUGACGCCCUGUUUCUCUCCUGUGUUUGUGUGUUUCAGUGUCUCUGGACAGUAUUCUUCAGGAUAUCCGCUCUCUGGAGAGGGGAAUGGAAGUGACGAAGAAGGAGUUCCUGGUGCAGGAAGACAACACAGUGCUGAAGGAUUUUGUCAAGACAAACAGUGAAUUACUGGACUCUUUACUCAAAGACAGCAAGACCGCUCAGGUUGGAAUUCCAUAACAUUUGAACUUCAUAGACACAUCCAACACACAUAAUUCCACAGAAGAUGUUCAAUACCUAUUUUAUGAUGUGUGAUCUUCAUCUCUCCUCCUCUUCCUCUCUCACGUCCACCACUAGGAGGCGUUUGGCUCGGCAGUGGAGUAUUUUGGAGAGAACCCCAAGACCACGCAACCCUCCAUGUUUUUCCCUCUGUUUGUCCGCUUCAUGAAGGCCUAUAAGGUGAGGUGGUGCCCCCAUAAUGAGGCUGCACAGAGGGAAAGGAUAAUGAAAUAGCUCAUUAUAUUUCACUUGUGUCUAUCGUGGGUGCAUUUUGUAUUUAUAUGAUGUUUGUUAAAGAGGCAGUGCAGUCAAAAACGUGAUUUUCUUGUGCUUUAUAUAUAUUUUCCACACUAUGAGGUUGGAAUAAUACUGUGAAAUUGUGAAAAUUAUGAUAAUGAACUUUUAGUGUAAGAGCUGUUUGAAAAGACUGGCUGAAAUUUCAGCUUGUUUGGCUGGGUGGGAUUUUUGCACCACCUGGUAAGUUAACAGACCAAUAACAAAGAAAGUUUGCCCUCCUCUCUGCCAAUAGCAGCUGGUUUUCAGGUUACACAUCCCUCCUAUUAGGCUCCUUCAAUUAAACACCUUACUCAGACCACUUCCAGACAGUCCUAGCAAAAUUCUUGCUCGAGAAAUAGCAUUUUGCUAAGAAGUUAUUUUUGUUUAUUUUUACCUUUUUAAUUGAAAACAAUCACAGUAAGGUACUUAAUUGUUGCCCAGAAAUUAUUUGCUAUUGAGAUAAAACGGCUGCAUUGGACCUUUAAUGACCUGUUUUUGUGUCUGUGUCCCACACAGCAAGCAGAGCAGGAUAAUGAACAGAGGAAGAGACUGGAGGCCCAGAGCAGUGAGAAUCAAGCAGAGUCUCCCUCCCCUAGAAAGAAAGAGGCUGCAGGACACAAGGUAUGACAAUAGACUAUAGACCGAUGCCCCAUACCAACUGAAUCCACCACAAUCUCUACAUUCAAUACAGUCAGUUAAAAAACUUCCCCUAUGACUGCUCGACCAGUGACUGGUCAUUCUAAUGUGGUCCAUACUAUAUAUGCCAAUGUGUCAGCUUUACCCUUUGACCCCUGCCAGUCUCCCAUGAUGCCCAAGAUGGACCUGAUAGCGGAGCUGAAGAAGAGGCAGGUGAAGCCCCAGGUGAAGGAUGGGGCCCUGGAGGACAUCAUCACAGGUAUGACAAACCACUAUGGCUAGAAUACAUUAUGCACUAUAGUCUUAUAAGUCAUUAUAGUUUAUGAUCUAUAAAACAUCAGAGUUAAGGACGCUUAUAGUCAAUGUCAUAACACAUUAUAAGUGGGCUAUAAGGCACUAUAAAUUACAUGAAUGAUUAAUAUGUAUGUAAAUCAUAAAGUGUUACCACACUUUUCACCAGUACAUUCUGAGAUAGAUAUCCCUUGCUAAGUUUCAGUGGUUGUGUCUAUGUGCUUUGUCCCAGACCUGAGGAACUCACCGUUCAGAGCAACAGAUGGACGGAGACCAGCACAGCGUCAAGACACCUGAACAACUCUAGCUCCAAGACCCACAAUUCCACUGAGAUGACUGUACACACGCAAUAUCAAAGUGUAUGCAUACACAGAACACAAAUACAUACUUGUACUGUACAUACACAAUACACAUACAUUAGUACUGGAGAUGAUGUUGCCUUUUACUUAUCAAUAUACAUUUAAACAACCAUAUGAAUUUACUCUGUAAAUAGAACACAGAGUUUAAGCUAUACGUCAUGAGCAAAUGUGUAACAUAGAAAUACAUCUAUGCAUUUUUAACCAUUAUCCAAUUAGCU
Molecule: messenger RNA, 25491 nt
Organism: Coregonus sp. 'balchen'
Lineage: Eukaryota; Metazoa; Chordata; Actinopteri; Salmoniformes; Salmonidae
Source: the annotation of a GenBank genome assembly